ACGCCAAAUCCAUACCACCCAAAAACCGCUGGCCCCAACUCUCUCUCUCUCUCUCUCUCUCUUCCAAAAAUUUCAGCUUUCGGAAAUACGAAACACAAAAAUAAAAUAAAACGGCAAAAUACAACACUUGAUCGCAAACCCUAGAAGUAACGAGAAAAAGGGAGUGCUUGCAGAUCAAACUACGAAGAAUCUGAUUACAUUUCAUUUGUGUAUAUAUGUUUGAAUUUGUUUGAUGCUUUCUACAUUCUGCUGAGCUGAAAAAGUGGGUAUAUAUUCUCAUCAUGGUUGCCACUGCUGCUACUUCAUCAUUCUUCCCUGUUGCUUCUCCGCCACCCGAAUCUGGUGCGAAGACCUCCAGCAAGCUUGGAGGUGUACCAGCAAAUGUAGAUGCACGACGGGUUAAGUCGAAAUCUGCACCUUCUGGGAGUUUGCAGGUUAAGGCCAGUGCACAAGCCCCACCCAAGAUAAAUGGUACCAAAGUUGGUGUAAUGGAAGGCCUCAAGAGUGGGGAUGAGACAUCAUCACCUCCCCCCAGGACUUUUAUCAACCAAUUGCCAGACUGGAGCAUGCUCCUUGCUGCUAUAACAACUAUUUUCUUAGCAGCUGAGAAGCAAUGGAUGAUGCUUGAUUGGAAGCCGAGGCGGCCUGACAUGCUCAUUGACCCAUUUGGUUUGGGGAGAAUUGUUCAGGAUGGUCUUGUUUUCCGUCAGAACUUCUCAAUCAGAUCAUAUGAGAUAGGGGCUGAUCGGACUGCAUCUAUAGAGACAUUGAUGAAUCAUUUGCAGGAAACGGCUCUUAACCAUGUAAAGACUGCGGGACUCUUGGGUGAUGGCUUCGGUUCGACUCCAGAGAUGUGCAAAAAGAACCUGAUAUGGGUGGUAACGAAAAUGCAGGUUAUGGUUGAUCGCUAUCCGACUUGGGGUGAUGUUGUUCAAGUAGACACCUGGGUAGCUGCAUCAGGAAAGAAUGGUAUGCGUCGUGAUUGGCUUCUCCGUGACUGCAAAACGGGGGACAUUUUAACAAGAGCUUCCAGUGUAUGGGUUAUGAUGAAUAAAACGACACGGAGGUUAUCUAAAAUGCCAGAUGAAGUCCGAGGGGAAAUAGGGCCUUACUUUGUGGAUUCACCUCCUGUGGUGGAAGAGGACAGCAAAAAAUUACCAAAACUUGAUGACAGCAGAGCAGAUUGUGUUCGUACUGGUUUAACUCCAAGAUGGAGUGAUUUAGAUGUCAACCAGCAUGUUAACAAUGUGAAAUACAUUGGUUGGAUUCUUGAGAGCGCACCGCUGCCUAUCUUGGAGGGUCACGAGCUUUCGAGCAUGACUUUAGAGUACAGGAAGGAGUGCGGGAGGGAUAGUGUGUUGCAGUCUCUCACUGCUGUAUCAGGCACUGGCAUCGGUAAUUUGCUUGAUACUGGAUAUGUUGAGUGCCAGCAUUUGCUUCGACUGGAGAGUGGGGCUGAGAUUGUAAAGGGAAGGACAGAGUGGAGGCCCAAGUUUGCCAACAGCCUUGGGAGCAUCAGUCAGCUUCCGGCAGAAAGCGCUUAGUGUUCAAGUUUUAGCUUGUGGUGGAAGUAGUCCAGUUGUUAUUUGUCGACUGUAUAAUCAUAGUGUUAUUGGAUUCAUAUAUGUUUCUUCUUUAUAUAUUCCUUCUGAUCUAUGUUUUUUUCUUUUCUUUUUUAAUUUCUUCUUUCUUUCUUUAUUUUUAUUAUUUUUUUUGGAGAAAAAGGAUAAAGUUGUGAGCCCUUUGUAAGUAGCUCCUGAGCUCUCUCUCGCCUUUCUCUGCCAGAUCCUUUGUCUUCUUUAAGGUGGCAGCUCUAUGUUUUUCUUUUCAAUUUUCAAGUUUCCUUUUUAGGCAAUUCUUUGACAAUUAUAAUGAAAUAUGUCUCUCUUAUAGUUGGGUAA
Cornus florida is the source of this 1901-nucleotide messenger RNA. Its product is annotated as palmitoyl-acyl carrier protein thioesterase, chloroplastic. Gene Ontology annotation, biological process: fatty acid biosynthetic process. Gene Ontology annotation, molecular function: acyl carrier activity; fatty acyl-[ACP] hydrolase activity. The transcript is spliced from 7 exons. The record is from RefSeq and is a predicted model, not a curated record. NCBI's taxonomy places the organism in Eukaryota, Viridiplantae, Streptophyta, Magnoliopsida, Cornales, Cornaceae. Bases 282 to 1544 code for a protein of 420 amino acids.